AUGAAGGGACCCUGCGUCAUCGCGUGGCUGUUCUCGAGCCUGGGGUGGUGGAGACUCGCCCAGCCAGAGACAGACGCAUCUCUGUGCCAGAGAGCAGAGCACCCAGUCAUUUCCUAUAAAGAAAUUGGCCCCUGGUUGCAGGAGUUCAGAGCGAAGAAUGCUGUGGAUUUCUCGCAGUUAACAUUUGAUCCAGGACAGAAAGAACUUGUUGUAGGAGCAAGAAACUACCUCUUCAGGUUACAGCUGGAGGAUUUGUCUCUGAUCCAGGCUGUGGAGUGGGAGUGUGACGAAGCAACCAAGAAGGCCUGUUACAGCAAAGGCAAGUCCCAGGAGGAAUGUCAGAACUAUAUUCGGGUACUGUUGGUGGGUGGGGACCGGCUGUUCACGUGUGGGACCAACGCUUUCACACCUGUCUGCACCAACCGCACGUUGAGUAACCUGACGGAGAUCCAUGAUCAGAUCAGCGGCAUGGCUCGCUGCCCCUACAGCCCCCAGCACAACUCCACAGCCCUGCUCACUGCCGGAGGGGAGCUGUACGCCGCCACGGCCAUGGAUUUCCCGGGGCGCGAUCCUGCCAUUUACCGAAGCCUGGGCAUCUUGCCCCCGCUCCGCACCGCACAAUACAACUCCAAGUGGCUCAACGAACCAAACUUCGUGUCCUCUUACGACAUCGGAAAUUUCACCUACUUCUUCUUCCGAGAAAAUGCCGUGGAGCACGACUGUGGGAAGACCGUGUUCUCCCGAGCUGCCCGGGUGUGUAAGAACGACAUCGGGGGCCGCUUCCUGCUGGAGGACACGUGGACCACGUUCAUGAAGGCCCGCCUCAACUGCUCCCGCCCGGGCGAGGUCCCUUUCUACUACCACGAGCUCCAGGGCACCUUCUUCCUGCCUGAGCUGGACCUGAUCUAUGGCAUCUUCACCACCAACGUGAACAGCAUCGCUGCCUCGGCCGUGUGCAUCUUCAACCUCAGCGCCAUCUCCCAGGCCUUUAACGGGCCCUUCAAGUACCAGGAGAACUCUAGGUCCGCCUGGCUGCCGUAUCCCAACCCCAACCCCAACUUCCAGUGCGGCACCGUGGACCAGGGCCUGUACGUGAACCUCACGGAGAGGAACCUGCAGGACGCGCAGAAGUUCAUCCUGAUGCAUGAGGUGGUGCAGCCGGUGAGCCCCGUGCCCGCCUUCAUGGAGGACAGCAGCCGCUUCUCCCACGUGGCCGUGGACGUGGUGCAGGCCCGGGACGCUCUCGUCCACAUCAUCUACCUGGCCACAGAUUACGGCACCAUUAAGAAGGUGCGGGCGCCCCUGACCCAGACCUCGGGUGGAUGUGUGCUGGAAGAGAUGGAACUCUUCCCCGAGAGGCGGCCCGAGCCCGUCAGGAGUCUGCGGAUCCUCCACAGCCAGAGCGUCCUGUUUGUGGGCCUGCGGGAGCACGUGGCCAAGAUCCCACUGAAGAGGUGCCAGUUCUACCGCUCACACAGUGCCUGCAUCGGGGCCCAGGACCCGUACUGUGGCUGGGACGUGGUGAUGAAGAAAUGCACAACCCUGGAGGAGAGCCUGAGUAUGACGCAGUGGGAGCAGAGCGUCGCCACCUGUCCUACAAGGAAUCUCACCGUGGACGGGCACUUCGGCGCGUGGUCACCGUGGACACCCUGCACGCACACGGACGGCAGCGCCGUGGGAUCCUGCCUCUGUCGCACCCGCUCCUGCGACAGCCCGGCCCCCCAGUGUGGCGGCUGGCAGUGCCAGGGCCCCCGCAUGGAGAUCGCAAACUGCUCCAGGAACGGAGGCUGGACCCCCUGGACCUCGUGGUCCCCCUGCAGCACCACGUGUGGCAUCGGCUUCCAGGUGCGCCAGCGGUCCUGCAGCAACCCCACCCCGCGGCACGGGGGCCGGGUGUGCGUGGGGCAGAACCGCGAGGAGAGAUACUGCAACGAACACCUGCUGUGCCCGCCACACGUGUUCUGGACAGGAUGGGGGCCCUGGGAACGGUGCACCGCCCAGUGUGGGGGUGGCAUUCAAGCUCGCCGCAGAACCUGCGAGAAUGGUCCUGACUGUGCAGGCUGUAACGUGGAGUACCAGCCUUGUAACACCAACCCGUGCCCUGAGCUGAAAAAGACCACGCCCUGGACUCCCUGGACACCCGUCAACAUCUCUGACAAUGGGGGUCACUACGAGCAGCGAUUUCGGUACACGUGCAAAGCCCGUCUGCCUGAUCCAAACUUGCUGGAGGUGGGAAGACAGAGAAUUGAGAUGCGAUACUGCUCUAGUGAUGGAACCAGUGGCUGCUCCACUGACGGCCUGUCCGGCGAUUUUCUGCGGGCGGGGAGAUACUCCGCCCACACCGUCAACGGGGCGUGGUCGGCCUGGACAUCGUGGUCGCAGUGCAGCCGAGACUGCAGCCGGGGCAUCCGGAACCGGAAGCGGGUCUGCAACAACCCGGAGCCCAAGUUCGGGGGCAUGCCUUGCCUGGGCCCGUCCCUGGAAUACCAGGAAUGCAACAUCUUGCCCUGCCCAGUGGACGGCAUGUGGUCUUGCUGGUCCUCCUGGUCCACGUGCUCGGCGACGUGCGGAGGCGGACACUAUAUGAGGACCCGCUCGUGCACAAACCCAGCCCCCGCCUACGGAGGUGACAUCUGCCUGGGACUGCACACGGAGGAGGCGCUCUGCAACACACAGCCCUGCCCGGAGAGCUGGUCGGAGUGGUCAGACUGGUCUGAGUGUGACGUGGCUGGAGUCCAGACCCGGGUCCGCCAGUGCAUCCUUCUCUUCCCCGUGGGCAGCCAGUGUUCGGGAAACACCACGGAGAGCCGGCCCUGCGUUUUUGAUUCCAACUUCAUUCCAGAAGUGUCUGUGGCCAGAUCCAGCAGCAUAGAAGAGAAAAGGUGUGGGGAGUUCAACCUGUUCCACAUGAUUGCCGUGGGGCUCAGCAGCUCCAUCCUGGGCUGCCUUCUCACGCUGCUCGUCUACACCUACUGCCAGCGGUACCAGCAACAAUCCCACGACGCCACCGUCAUCCAUCCCGUCGCGCCCGCCCCUCUCAACACCAGCAUAACCAACCACAUUAACAAACUGGACAAGUACGACUCGGUGGAGGCCAUCAAGGCAUUUAACAAAAACAACUUGAUCCUAGAGGAAAGAAACAAAUACUUCAACCCACAUCUCACUGGGAAGACCUAUUCUAACGCCUACUUUACAGAUCUCAAUAACUAUGAUGAGUACUAA
This is a messenger RNA of Rangifer tarandus platyrhynchus (Svalbard reindeer), 3222 nucleotides long. NCBI's taxonomy places the organism in Eukaryota, Metazoa, Chordata, Mammalia, Artiodactyla, Cervidae. The record is from the annotation of a GenBank genome assembly.